AUGAUGGGACCAGUGUGGCUGUGGCUGCUGGUAGCUGAGGUCCUGCUCCCUGUUCAUUGUCAACCAUUUUCUGCCCAUGAAGAGAAGAGUCUGGGGGUACCUCAACAAGCCAGCCACCAGCUCCCGGAGCCAGCACCCGCCUAUCGCAAGGUCACACCCACCAUCACUAAUUUUGCUUUGCAUCUAUACAAGCAGCUAGCAAAGGAAGUCCCCGGAAACAUUCUCUUCUCCCCUGUGAGCCUCUCUAGCAUUGUGGCUCUUCUCUCUCUUGGGGCACCUGCUGACACCCAGGCUCAGAUUCUGGAGAGCCUGGGCUUCAACCUUACAGAGACGCCAGCAGCUGACAUCCACCAGGGCUUCCAGAGCCUCCUGCACACCCUUGACCUGCCCAGCCCCAAACUGGAACUGAAAGUAGGACAUUCCCUGUUCUUAGACAGGCAGCUGAAGCCUCAGCAGCGCUUUCUGGACAGUGCCAAGGAGCUGUAUGGAGCGCUGGCUUUUUCGGCCAACUUCACGGAUGCAGCUGCCACAGGGCAGCAGAUCAACGACCUGGUUAGGAAGCAGACCUACGGGCAGGUGGUGGGCUGUCUCCCCGAGUUUGGCCAUGAUACCCUCAUGGUUCUCUUGAACUACAUCUUCUUCAAAGCCAAGUGGAAGCAUCCCUUUGAUCGCUACCAGACCCGGAAGCAGGAGAGCUUCUACCUGGACCAGAGGACAGCGCUCCGCAUCCCCAUGAUGCGGCAGAAGGAAAUGCACAGGUUCCUGUACGACCAGGAGGCAUCGUGCACUGUCCUUCAGAUCAAGUACAGCGGCACGGCCCUGCUGCUGCUGGUCCUCCCUGACCCGGGGAAGAUGCAGCAGGUAGAAGCUGCCCUCCAGCCUGAGACGCUGAGAAGGUGGGGCCAGCGGUUCCUGCCCAGUCUGUUGGAUUUGCAUCUGCCAAGGUUUUCAAUUUCGGCAACCUACAACCUGGAAGAGAUCCUUCCCCUCAUUGGUCUUGGCAACAUGUUUGGCAUGGAAGUUGACCUAUCAGGAAUCAUGGGGCAACUCAACAAAACUGUCUCCAGGGUGUCACACAAGGCUGUAGUGGACAUGAAUGAGAAGGGAACUGAGGCUGCAGCUGCCUCUGGCCUCCUUUCCCAGCCACUGUCCCUGAACAUGACGUCGGCCCCACAGGCCCAUUUCAACAGGCCCUUCCUGCUCCUUCUCUGGGAGGUGACCACCCAGAGUCUGCUCUUCCUGGGAAAAGUGGUCAAUCCAGUUGCUGUGUAA
This is a messenger RNA of Onychomys torridus (southern grasshopper mouse), 1272 nucleotides long. It is a transcript of the gene Serpina11, whose product is annotated as serpin family A member 11. Gene Ontology annotation, biological process: negative regulation of endopeptidase activity. NCBI's taxonomy places the organism in Eukaryota, Metazoa, Chordata, Mammalia, Rodentia, Cricetidae. Gene Ontology annotation, molecular function: serine-type endopeptidase inhibitor activity. The transcript is spliced from 4 exons. Bases 1 to 1272 code for a protein of 423 amino acids. The record is from RefSeq and is a predicted model, not a curated record.